Molecule: messenger RNA, 1259 nt
Organism: Hydractinia symbiolongicarpus
Lineage: Eukaryota; Metazoa; Cnidaria; Hydrozoa; Anthoathecata; Hydractiniidae
Product: aquaporin-7-like
Exons: 6
Coding region: 235-1080 (281 amino acids)
Biological process (GO): glycerol transmembrane transport; water transport
Cellular component (GO): plasma membrane; basolateral plasma membrane
Molecular function (GO): glycerol channel activity; water channel activity
Source: RefSeq, a predicted model, not a curated record
UUUUGUUAAAAAUACAAAAUGUAUCCUCGCACAUAAUCUGAUGUCUACAGUUUGUGUGUGGAGCAACUUUUUUCUCAGUAAUGUGUGUUGUUUUCCUUUGCAAUGGUAUUAUUGGGGGCUAAAUGAGUGUAGUAGUGAUGAAGACUCCUAGGAACGAAUUUUACGUAAAAAAGACAAAGAACUAGAAAUAUUAAUACUGGAAAUAUUUUUAGGCUUGUUCUGUGAUAUUUCAAAAUGGACUCACUGAUCAAGAGAAGAUGUCGAAAGGUUCCACAAUGCAUACGAGAAAUGCUUGCAGAGUUAAUGGGAACUCUCAUUCUCAUCAUGUUCGGUGUGGGUAGUGUCGCACAAUUUGUUUUAGGGAAAAGCAAGUUCGGAGGAUUUAUUUCUGUCAAUUUUGGUUGGGCACUUGGUGUGACAUUUGGGAUACACUGGUCGUUAGGAGUAUCAGGUGGGCAUAUAAAUCCAGCUGUUACAUUAGCUAUGGCGGUUUCAGGUAGAUUGCCAUGGAGAAAAGUCCCAUUUUACUGGGCUGGUCAAACCUUGGGUGCGUUGAUUGCUUCAGCAAUUUGUUAUGGUUUAUAUCACGAUUUGAUCGAGGCAUACGAAGGGAGCGAACGUAGCCUGAAAACAGCUGGUAUCUGGUCCACAUAUCCAACAGCAGGUGUCUCACAUUGGACAGCUUUUUUUGAUCAGGUCGUCGGUACAGCUUUACUUGUAGGUACAGUGUUUGCAUUGAUAGACAAAAAGAAUGAAAGCCCCAAUUCGCAGUUAUUUCCAUUUAUUGUUGGUCUCCUGGUGUUGGCUAUUGGAAUUUCUUUCGGAAUUAACUGUGGCUAUGGUAUAAACCCGGCAAGAGAUUUUAUGCCACGACUAUUUACAGCUAUUGCUGGAUGGAAGGAACUGCCGUUGAAAGCGAACGACUAUUGGUUUUGGAUUCCUAUUGUUGGUCAAUUCGUCGGCUCAAUUCUUGGUUAUCUAACAUACAUGUUUGCAGUUGAAUUGCACCACCCAGGGGAGAGAGACGUCAUGGUCACAUAUACUACACAAGAGAAAGAGAGAAAGAGCUCUAGCUUGUAGUGUUCAAAUUUGUGACUAAUUAUUUGGACUAUUUGUAGCUCUGUAGCUUUUUUAUGUACAUUUUAACUUCAACUGUAUUUUCCACUUUUUAAGAAGGGCACUUCUGAUCUUCUUUAACUCUUGUCCAAGAGUCACGGGCGGUCGCAAUCAAAUUCAUUAUAUAGGUACAAUACCCUCUG